Rhineura floridana is the source of this 3468-nucleotide messenger RNA. RefSeq names its product 1-aminocyclopropane-1-carboxylate synthase homolog (inactive) (gene ACCS). The coding region runs from base 443 to 3136 and encodes 897 amino acids. The record is from RefSeq and is a predicted model, not a curated record. NCBI's taxonomy places the organism in Eukaryota, Metazoa, Chordata, Lepidosauria, Squamata, Rhineuridae. Gene Ontology annotation, biological process: biosynthetic process; amino acid metabolic process. Gene Ontology annotation, molecular function: transaminase activity; pyridoxal phosphate binding. The transcript has 15 exons.
UCACACCGGAUGUGAACAUGCUCAGAUUGCCCCCCCCCUUUUCCCCGCCUCCAUCACCCAUUAGCUCGCUUUGUAACGAAAGGCAGCAACCGGGCCGAGCUGCGCCAAACCGAUCCAAUCCCUGCUGCGGCGUGAGCAGCAGAUGAAAAGGAGUCAGGGAGGAAGGGGCUGGGGAAGAGGAUACAAAGUAGUCGUCUCACACCCCAAAGACUCUCCUAAACACGACCCCCAAUAAGUAAAGCUGUAGCACCAAUAAACUGAACCGGGUCAAAUCCGUUCCAGCCUCAAAUGGGGUUUUCUAAGAGGGUUUAAGCACUCUUUGCCUUGUCUGUCGCUCCAUUGCCGUUCCGUUCUUCCUAAUGCCCCCCUUUUGUUGUUGUUGAGACCUUUUGAAUUUUUCCAGUAGAAGGGGCGCGGAGUUCAGAAGUCGGGUGGACACGGCAUGGAUUUCCGAGGGAAAAAGUACGAGCGGGGCAGUAACUGGUCAGACCCCGAGGUGGUGGAGCUCCUGCAUUUGUGGGCCGACGAAUCGGUGCAGGCGGAGCUGGAGAGCUGCCUGAGGAACCAGCACGUCUUCAACAGGAUCGCUGAGGUGCUGCGGGAGAAGGGCAUCCACCGCACCGGCGAUCAGUGCCGCGAAAAGAUCAAGAAAAUGAAGCUGGAAUACCGUCGGAUCAAGGAUAACAACAAGGCCCCGCGCGGGGGCAGGACUUGGAAGUUUUACGAGGUGAUGGAUCGGGUCCUGGCCAGCCGGCCUUCCCUUGCCUACAACGCCGCCGCCGCCGCCAACAGCAGCGGCUUGAUGAUGGCUCAACAAGUGCUCCCGGGGAGUAUGGUAGAGAAUUACCAUCACCACUUGGGGCCCUCCUCGGCUCUGCCUUUCCCACACUCUCAGCCCUCCGAGCUGAUGGAGAUCAAAUGCGAGGAGGUGGAUUCGGAGGACCAGUGCUUGACGCCUGAACCUCCCCCUUCUCUCACUUUUCAGCCGGAGGGUUCCGCUGAGGAGCAUGAGAUAGAGAGGGCCUUUUUGCAUAGGUCUCAGAACGACUCUCCCAUCUCCAGGGUGGAGAUCCCCAUUGAGACCAGUGUCUCGCCUUCAGGUUUCAGUGAGCCCAACAUGGCUUCGUCAUCCCGGAUCCAAAGUCUGGGGCCACGGCCUGGUUUUUCCACCUUGCACCGCCUGCGGAAGAAACGGAAAUCCCAGCGGCUGAAAGACCCACUGGAUGCGCUACUACUGAAGACCCUGACAGCUCAGCGGGAAAUGGAGGAACGCUUUCUGCAGAUGGAGGAACGGCGGCUCCAACGAGACCUGGAGGUGGAGGAGCGACGGAUACAGCUGGAGCAGCGACGCUUUGAACUGGAACGGGACCAUGAAUUCCGUAUGUUCAACGUCUUUGCCCAGAUGCUCAGCAUCCUGAAGCAAAGCAAUAAUGGCUCCCCUGCAAGUGGGCUGUCCCAGGGUGUGGACCUUAACCAACCAUUUUCCGAUAGUGGAGCAGUAGGAGAAGGGGCACAACGGGGACUAAGGACCAUGCCGUUGGGGCGACCCAUCUUGGACAGGACAACCAAUGUGUACAGUUUCUGCAACCAUAGUGAUUUCCAAAGCAGCCCGUACCUCUCUGUCCGAGGCAAUAUUGCUAACAUCUUCCGGGGUUCCACAGAAGAAGGGUACAAGGCCUAUCACGCUGACAAGUAUGAUGAGGACAAAAACCCCAAUGGCAUCAUUAAUUUUGGCACCAGUGAGAACAAACUCUGCUUUGAUCUGAUGUCCAAACGGCUGACCCAAAGCGACAUGAACCUCAUAGAACCUCCACUACUACAAUAUCCUGACUGGAAGGGCCAUAUGUUCUUGCGAGAGGAAGUGGCUCGAUUUUUGACCUAUUACUGCAAGGCACCUGCACCUCUGAAAGCAGAAAAUGUGAUUGUCCUGAAUGGCUGUGGCUCGUUGUUUUCUGCUUUGGCUACCAUUCUCUGUGAUCCAGGGGAAGCCUUCCUGAUCGCUACCCCUUUUUAUGGGGGCAUCACCCAAAGUGUGUUUCUCUAUGGGAAUGUGAAGCUGGUCUAUGCGUAUUUAGAGAGUCAGGUUACUGGCACAUGCAACCGUCCAUUCCAACUUACUGUGGACAAGCUAAAGAAGGCCUUGCAGGAUGCACAAUCAGAGGGUAUCAGAGUUAAGGCUUUAAUUCUCUUGAACCCCCAAAAUCCCUUGGGGGACAUCUAUUCUCUCUCUGAGUUACAUGAGUACUUGGAAUUUGCAAAAAGGCAUGAGCUGCACGUGAUAGUAGAUGAAAUCUACAUGUUGUCAGUUUUUGAUGAUUCUGCCACAUUCCACAGCAUCCUCGAAAUGGACAGAUUACCUGAUCCACAGAGGACCCAUGUGAUGUGGGGAAUUAGUAAGGAUUUUGCUGUCUCUGGGAUUCGGUUUGGAACCCUGUACACACUGAAUCAAGAUGUUGCCAAUGCUGUUGCUUCUUUGUGUUACUUCCAUGGGGUCUGUGGGCCAGUCCAGUACAAAAUUGCCCAGCUACUCAGAGACAGAGACUGGAUCAACCAGGUGUAUGUACGGGCCAAUCAUGACAGACUGAAAGCUGCCCAUACUUUUGUGACAGAUGAACUCAAGACCCUUGGGGUUCCCUUCCUCAACCGCAAUGCAGGCUUCUUUGUAUGGAUUGACUUCCGAAAGUACCUGCGAAGAGGAACAUUUGAAGAGGAAAUGCUGCUCUGGAGGCGCUUCCUGGACAACAAGGUCCUGCUCUCUUGUGGUAAAGCUUUUGAGUGCAGUGAGCCUGGCUGGUUCCGCAUCAUCUUUGCUGACAAGAUACAUCGGCUGCAGCUAGGUAUGCAGAGGGUCCGUGAGGUGCUGGAAGAACAUGAGCAUGAAAUCCUGAAUGAAGAUAAAGACCAGUCUUGUCAGUCUGACUCUGAAGGCAAAGCAGAUAGCACAGACGAAGUGAUCUUUGUAUCCCACCAUCAGGAACCAGCCUCAGCUGGUAGCUCCAACCUUGGUGAUCUUAUUGGCCUCCUACAGCAGCAAAUGCGCUCAUCUGACUGGCUGCAGAAGAAUACGGUGGAAAAGUUUGCACAGGAGAAACCAGAGGUCUAUGAUGUCUUCAGCAAGUUGGUGGGGAAGCAGUAGAUGACUUUGGUGCAUUUAUGCAGGGACUGCCAUUAAAUGUGGUUCUUGCUGCUGAGCUUUAACUAAUCUAACGAUAUAUUUUCCUAUAUGGCAGGAAGCCAUUUAUAAAUCUUCCUCUUUUGGUCAUCCUCUUACAAUUUUAUUAAAACGGGCCAAACUACAGAUAGGUGGCUUUUAUUCUGCCUCCACCCCGUGUCAUAUUUUGGUGUUUGUUUGUUUUUUGUCAGACAUCCAGGCUGGUGCUCUCUUGUGCAGAGAGAGAAAGAGAGAGAUGUCCUUUGUGCUGCUUCUGGCUUCCUCUUUUCUUGAGAAAGAUUGUUACCGCUAAAGAA